Molecule: messenger RNA, 1443 nt
Organism: Theileria annulata
Lineage: Eukaryota; Apicomplexa; Aconoidasida; Piroplasmida; Theileriidae
Exons: 6
Coding region: 1-1443 (480 amino acids)
Source: RefSeq, a predicted model, not a curated record
AUGUAUUCAAAGGAUUCUUUCCUAAGUGUGUUGAGACGCAGGAAGAAACAAUUUUCUCUAGAUUCAUGCCCAUACAUCUCAGAUUCCUCUAUUAAAAAUUACACUUUGAAUAAUAUCCUCUCGAUUUCUGGACCCUCCAGAUCAGGAAAAUCACUCCUAAUUUCGCACAUAAUUGCUGAUUUGAUCACUACAAAGGAUCUCCAGGGUAAAGUGGUAUUAAUAGAUACAGACAACUCUUUCGAUUUGGAGACUUUAAACCAUAAAAUUGAAAACAAAGUCCUCACUGGGGGAGAUAAAAACCCAGAGUCAUACUUGUCAAACUUGUUGUACCUCCCAGUGAAUAACACUUACGAAUUUAACUUGAUUUUAAAGUCACUAAGCUUUUCCUUGAAGUUUGGAGCGUUGAGAAUACACUCAUUGGUAAUUGACUCCGUACUCAGUCUACAGAAAUGGAUCGUUAAUUAUGGCACGAACGAAUCGAGUUUAAGAAAAUUCCGCCGUUUUUUCAAGAAAAUCAUCACUCUUUGUAAAGCAUACGCAAUAUUUCUAAUAUAUACAGACUCACUGGAUCCCGAACAGAAAUAUAAAACUUUGUACGCUAAAGUUAUUGAUGAUACCGAUAAUCAUCUUAAAUACUCUCCCAAGAACAAAACUCCCUCACCAGAAUCAAAAACUCCAACUAAAACCCUAUACGAUUAUGAUUUAUCAGAUCAAAAUUUAUAUAACGACCUCCUAAUUUCACUCGGAGCAAGUGCUUCUAACGACUAUAACCAUGGAUGGUCCUCAUCACCCAAGUCUCUUGACUAUAAUAUAUCUUCUGAUUAUGAUCGAUAUAACAUUGAUGUGAUUGAUGGGAAUAUGAAGGGGAAUAUAGAAAUAUGUGAUUUUAUUGAUGAUACUAUGUGCAUUAAAUCUAUAAUACCAGAGAACUGGAUUGCAAAGUCGGAUGAAGUAUGCAUCACUGAUAGGGUAUCCCUGUUUAUGACCAUUUCAAGGAAUCUUGAUAAAAAUUAUAUAUCAUUCGUUUCCAACGAUUACAGAAAUAAAUCCAAUAUUUCUGAAGAAAAUAAAGAAAUUAAGGUUAAACAGGUAACUCGGAUCACAAGCUUCAAUUUUAGAGAAAUUAUAGAAUCUGCUAGAUACAUCCCAGAGCAGAAUAUUGAAGCGGGAGAAGAAAUAGUUGAUAUUAGUCAUGAUGGGACCGUUGAUGGAAAAGUUGAUAAUCCUGACAUUUCUGAAUCUAAAUUGGAAAAUGAUGAAAAUAUAGAUAAUAUAGAUAUAAAAUCAAAUGAUAGAAAUGGAGAAAAAGUGAAAGAGACGCCAUUAAGAGAUUUGGAUUCUGAUUUGAGCAGUAAAAUAACAAAAGAUCACCUUUUAAAAGUGUAUAGAAUCGAUUCAAGAAUUAAAUUAACAGAAUGUAGUUAUAAAUUAUUAAACAUAUAG